Messenger RNA from Mandrillus leucophaeus (drill), 2598 nucleotides. It is a transcript of the gene SH3GLB2, whose product is annotated as SH3-domain GRB2-like endophilin B2. The transcript is spliced from 9 exons. Gene Ontology annotation, cellular component: membrane; cytoplasm. The record is from RefSeq and is a predicted model, not a curated record. Gene Ontology annotation, molecular function: protein binding. Gene Ontology annotation, biological process: membrane organization. NCBI's taxonomy places the organism in Eukaryota, Metazoa, Chordata, Mammalia, Primates, Cercopithecidae. The coding region runs from base 99 to 995 and encodes 298 amino acids.
GUCUCCCCACAGGUGCCCGAGUGGAGGAGUUCCUGUAUGAGAAGCUGGACAGGAAGGUCCCCUCAAGGGUCACCAACGGGGAGCUGCUGGCUCAGUACAUGGCAGACGCGGCCAGUGAGCUGGGGCCGACCACCCCCUAUGGGAAGACACUGAUCAAGGUGGCAGAAGCCGAAAAGCAACUGGGAGCUGCGGAGAGGGAUUUUAUCCACACGGCCUCCAUCAGCUUCCUCACACCCUUGCGCAACUUCCUGGAGGGGGACUGGAAGACCAUCUCGAAGGAGAGGCGGCUCCUCCAAAACCGGCGUCUGGACUUGGAUGCCUGCAAAGCGAGGCUGAAGAAGGCCAAGGCUGCAGAAGCCAAAGCCACGACGGUGCCUGACUUUCAGGAGACUAGACCUCGUAAUUACAUUCUCUCGGCCAGCGCCUCCGCGCUCUGGAAUGAUGAGGUGGACAAGGCCGAGCAGGAGCUCCGCGUGGCCCAGACAGAGUUUGACCGGCAAGCAGAAGUGACUCGUCUCUUGCUGGAGGGAAUCAGCAGCACUCAUGUGAACCACCUGCGCUGCCUCCAUGAGUUCGUCAAGUCUCAGACAACCUACUACGCACAGUGCUACCGCCACAUGCUGGACUUGCAGAAGCAGCUGGGCAGAUUUCCAGGCACCUUCGUGGGCACCACAGAGCCUGCCUCCCCACCCUUGAGCAGCACCUCACCCACCACCGCUGCGGCCACUAUGCCUGUUGUGCCCUCUGUGGCCAGCCUGGCCCCUCCGGGGGAGGCCUCGCUCUGCCUGGAAGAGGUGGCCCCUCCUGCCAGUGGCACCCGCAAAGCUCGGGUGCUCUAUGACUACGAGGCGGCCGACAGCAGUGAGCUGGCCCUGCUGGCUGAUGAGCUCAUCACUGUCUACAGCCUGCCUGGCAUGGACCCUGACUGGCUCAUUGGCGAGAGAGGCAACAAGAAGGGCAAAGUCCCUGUCACCUACUUGGAACUGCUCAGCUAGGCAGGUCCCCCCACCCCCCACAUUCUGGCCUGGGCAGGAGAGGAUGGGCAUAGCCCUGCCACUUACCUUGUUUGUUGGUGACACUUCUGUUCAGAGUGGGGAGAAUUCACCCCAUUCUGUCCCUGCUCCUGGUCACCUAGCUGUGAGGGUGCCUGAGGCUGAAUGGCCCCGCCCCUCCCCCAGCCCUGCUUCUGACCUGUGGCUCUGGAGCCCCUGCCCCUGCCUGCAUCCCUGAGCGCCCCACCCUCCCGGCUUCACUAAGGAGGGAGGGUUUGUCUGAAGCAGCUGCACUCAGCACCUAGGCCAGGGUGGGGCCGCAGAUGGGCUCAGGAAGCCCCAGGUGCACUCAGUGAGAGCCCUGCCUUUCAAUUGCCAAAAGCUGCAUGGGGGAAUGCAGCAAGGCACACAGAGCUCUGGCAGCCCCUGGGGACUGGGCGCUGCCCCUGGGAGGGGAGAGCCUGGCCAGGGCUGGUGUUGGGCCCGGAGCAGCAUCUUCCGGUGCUAUCCUCCCCUCCCACCCCUCACAGCUCAAGCCAAGUCCAGCGGCCGCAGCCUCCACCUCUCCACACUCACUUUUUAUCUGGUGUUUUUACUUCUGCCUGCGUUUGCUCUCUAGCCAAUAAACCCUCCUUGUGUGCGAGUCACCUGGGCUCCUGUCAGGGCCUGGCCCUGAGGGUGGGAAAGGGAAGGGUAGACUCACCCCCUGCCCCACUCUUCCUGGGUGGGGUGACCCCCAGAGUGAGCAGGGGCCCUGCGGCUGCCCUGGCCACCAGCUCUCUAAGUUGGGAAGUGCAGCCCUCCCUACCUUCCGCGGGGCCUGUGCCUCUCAGAGGGCAGUGCUGUUCCUGGACAUGAAGCUGCACAAGGAAUGUUUUAUUCCUAAGAGAAAGUUUCCUAAAUUUGGAUUGUGGACUGUAGAAUGUGCCUGACAGUUCAAACUCAAGUGGGUAGUGGUCCGCGCUGUCUGCAUGUUGGGCAUUUUGCCCAGCACGUGCCCCUGUGCCACGGGUUCUCAUGCCAUCCUCAGUGUCCACAUUUCACAGAUGAGAUCAGCAAGACAGUCACCUCCUCAAGGGACCACAACUGGCAAGUGGCUGAGCAGAGACUGAAGCCGAGGCAGCCUGAUUCUAGAAACCCUAAGUGGUGGCUGUGUUUUAGAUGGCCCCUAGCAGGACCUGGCAUUCUGACUUCAGUCCUGAGAAGGCCAACAGCUAGUAGGCCCCACUGUUGGGGCUUCUGAAGAGGAGAUGGGGGGUUGACAGGGGAACCGGGCUAUAAAUAGGAAGGCACAGAGCUUCAAGAAAGGCUCACCCAGGGAUGAGCUCAGCCCACUGGGCCAACGAAACCAGGGCCAAGGACACAACCAGGGCAGGCCAAGGAAGGGAACAGCACCCACUCAGCCUAACCCUCAGCCUAUGGACAGGAAUGAGGAGAUGCUGGUGAACUGGCCAUCUAUCAAUACCUGCCUUCCCCCGAGGCUGCAGCCCCACUCCCAGGCGCCUGGCCAGGGGAGUUUUCUAGGUUCUGAGAGCCAGGUCAUCAUCCCUGGGCUUUGAAGUUAAAUAUCACACAGCUGUCUAUAAACAGGAUUUUAAUAUUUGUA